AGACAGACGCCUCCUGCUGCUCCUCCUGCUCCUCCUAAGGGUGAGGGAGACUCUGUGAUUGGCUGGCCGGAGGUGCACUGGUGUCAGGGUUCUGACGUCAUGAAGCCAUCAUGGCGCUACACAGGCUCUCUGCAGCAGUCAGGAUGUCCAUCACUAAGAUUCACGCUCGGGAGAUUCUAGACUCCAGAGGAAACCCAACAGUGGAAGUGGACCUGUGGACGGCCAAGGGUCUCUUCAGGGCAGCUGUUCCCAGCGGUGCGUCCACCGGAGUCCACGAGGCUCUGGAGCUUCGUGAUGGAGACAAGAGCCGCUACCUGGGCAAAGGCACCGUGAAGGCUGUGGACCACGUGAACAAAGACAUCGCCCCCAACCUGAUCGCCAAGAACUUCAGCGUUGUUGAGCAGGAGAAGAUUGACAAGUUCAUGCUGGAGCUGGACGGCACCGAGAACAAAGCUAAGUUUGGGGCUAACGCCAUCCUGGGCGUGUCGCUGGCCGUCUGUAAGGCCGGCGCGGCGGAGAAGGGCGUUCCUCUUUACCGCCACAUCGCAGACCUCGCUGGACACAAAGACGUCAUACUUCCUGUUCCUGCCUUCAACGUCAUCAACGGAGGAAGCCAUGCUGGAAACAAACUGGCCAUGCAGGAGUUCAUGAUCCUCCCCGUCGGAGCCGCCAACUUCCACGAGGCCAUGCGGAUCGGCGCCGAGGUGUACCACAACUUGAAGAACGUGAUCAAGGCCAAGUACGGAAAAGACGCCACCAACGUGGGAGACGAGGGCGGCUUCGCCCCCAACAUCCUGGAGAACAACGAGGCUCUGGAGCUGCUGAAGACGGCCAUCGAGAAGGCCGGCUACCCCGACAAGAUCAUCAUCGGCAUGGACGUCGCCGCCUCUGAGUUCUUCCGCAGCGGGAAGUACGACCUGGACUUCAAGUCUCCUGACGACCCGAGCCGACACAUCAGUGGAGACCAGCUGGGAGACCUGUACCGCACCUUCAUCAAGAACUACCCAGUCCAGUCAAUCGAGGAUCCAUUCGACCAGGACGACUGGGAGAACUGGGCCAAGUUCACCGCCUCCACCGACAUCCAGAUCGUAGGAGACGACCUGACGGUGACCAAUCCAAAGAGGAUCCAGCAGGCGGUGGACAAGAAGGCCUGUAACUGUCUUCUGCUCAAAGUCAACCAGAUCGGCUCUGUGACCGAGUCCAUCCAGGCAUGUAAGCUGGCUCAGAGCAGUGGUUGGGGUGUGAUGGUCAGCCAUCGCUCCGGAGAGACGGAAGACACCUUCAUCUCUGACCUGGUGGUCGGCCUCUGCACUGGACAGAUAAAGACCGGUGCUCCCUGCAGGUCGGAGCGUCUCGCCAAAUACAACCAGCUGAUGAGGAUCGAGGAGGAGCUUGGAGACAAGGCCAAGUUUGCCGGCAAAGACUACCGCCACCCUAAAAUCAACUAAAGCUGACUGAUGAUCCUGAAGCCCCUCCCACCCCAGGUGGGGUGAGAAGUCAGAGGUCACGGCGGGUCUGACUCCGCCUUCAUAGCUAUAAUUCCAUUGAUGAUGUUUUCUAUAUGAACAUAAUAAAUAUAAAAAAAUGAAA
Molecule: messenger RNA, 1590 nt
Organism: Pungitius pungitius (ninespine stickleback)
Lineage: Eukaryota; Metazoa; Chordata; Actinopteri; Perciformes; Gasterosteidae
Gene: eno3
Product: enolase 3, (beta, muscle)
Exons: 15
Coding region: 111-1448 (445 amino acids)
Biological process (GO): glycolytic process
Cellular component (GO): phosphopyruvate hydratase complex
Molecular function (GO): magnesium ion binding; phosphopyruvate hydratase activity
Source: RefSeq, a predicted model, not a curated record